CAGCGAGACAAUCCCGCUCACAACACAAUCAGUCUAUUACUGAUAAUUGAACAGAUUGCAUCCCUCAGCAGCAUAGUUCGCAAGUCGUGUAUUGACUGCGCCAUUGAGUAUGAUUGGCUUUGCGCAGCUUAUGCUGCUUGUGUUUGCCUAUUCCGUUUCGAUCGCUGAAGCCGAUCCUUAUCACAGUGCACACAUUUUGAAGCAUGUCAAAUCGAACGUCGACUUAUCCAUUCAGAAACAGGCCGCGCAGGAACUGAUCGGACGAAUUCUUCCCGAGCGAGCCCAUCAAUUCGAAGUGGAGCUCAAUGGUCGACUCAAGCUGAAUUCGUUCAAGAUCCUCAAAACGAAUGACUCUACAUCUGUUUCCAUCACCGGAUCCAAUGGCGUGGCCGCCGCCAAAGGAUUUUAUUAUUAUCUCAAAUACUAUUGCGGGUGCCACGUUUCGUGGGAUGGCGAUCAACUGAAUCUGCCGGAUGACUUACCGGAGGUCGACGUAGAAAUACAAGCUCCCAGCAGCAUAGUGUACUACCAGAACGUUUGCACUUGGUCGUACUCCUUCAGCUGGUGGACAUGGAAGGAAUGGCGUCGCCAUAUAGACUGGAUGGCCAUGCAAGGCAUCACCCUCAGUUUAGCUCCGUUUCAGGAAGAUCUAUGGGCUGAACUAUACACAGAGUACAACAUAAGCCAACAUGACAUAGAUGGCCAUUUGUCCGGACCUGGCUUUUUCGCUUGGCAACGUAUGGGUAACAUUCGAGGUUGGGGUGGACCUCUAACGACAAACUUCAUCAAUUUCUCAAAAAAGCUUCAAAAUCAGGUUAUUGAUGAGAUGCGACGGUUGGGUAUGGUUUUGGCGCUACCAGCAUUUGCCGGUCAUCUUCCGGUUCAGUUUGCCCAGCUUUACCCAGAAGCCAAACUAACUCCUGUGGAAAACUGGAAUGGAUUCCCUGCUCAGUAUGCUAGUCCGUUAUUUUUGGAUCCCAUCGAUCCCCUAUUUCAAGAAAUCGGGAAACGGUUUCUUACCAAAGUGAUCGAGCGCUAUGGAAGCAAUCACAUCUACUUCUGCGAUCCGUUCAAUGAAAUCCAGCCACGAAGCUUCAGUGCAAAAUACUUGUCCAGUGCUUCGGCUGGAAUUUACAAAGCGAUGAACGACGUAGAUCCGUUUGCAGUUUGGCUGCUUCAAGGGUGGAUGUUUGUUAAGAACCCCUACUGGAGCGAUGUUGCGAUACGGGCCUUCUUGCAGGCAGUCCCAUUAGGAAGAAUGCUCGUGCUGGAUCUCCAAUCUGAACAGUUUCCACAGUAUGAUCGAACAGAGUCCUAUCACGGCCAACCGUUUAUCUGGUGCAUGUUGAGCAACUUUGGUGGAACGCUGGGAAUGCUUGGAUCCGUUGAUCUGGUCUUUCAACGAAUUCGUGAUGUAAGAACUAACGACAGUAUGACCAUGAUUGGGACAGGAAUCACUCCGGAGGGAAUCAACCAGAACUACGGACUUUAUGAGUUUGCGUUGGAGAUGGGAUGGAAUCCGAACAUCGAUAACGUUGAAGAGUGGUUCAGAACUUACGCUUCUGUUCGAUAUGGAACCCAAGACAAGCGAUUGAAGGACGCAUGGAGCAUGUUCCGAUACACGGUUUAUUCUUUCAAAGAGCAGGAGAUGAUGCGGGGUAAAUACACGUUCAAUCGUAGACCGAGCCUGAAACUGCAUCCUUGGCUUUGGUACAACGAAACCCUCUUCAACGCCGGAGUUCAGCUGCUGCUGGAAUCAAAUUCAACCAACACCUUAUUUCGCAAUGACGUAGUUGACUUAACGCGUCAAUUCCUACAAAACACCGCCGAUCGCUUAUAUCUCAACAUAAUGGAAGCUUAUAAUACCAAGAAUCCGAACUCCGUGAAAUACCUAUCUAUUCUCUUCCAAAAACUUUUGGAAGACAUGGAUCGUCUGCUUCGUACAGAUCAACACUUCCUGCUAGGCCGAUGGCUCGAAUCAGCAAAAGCUGUCGCAGAAACCAGCUUGGAGCGUCAAAAGUACGAAUACAACGCUCGUAAUCAGAUAACCCUCUGGGGUCCGCAAGGUCAAAUCGUUGACUAUGCGAACAAACAGUGGGCUGGAAUGGUACAGGACUUUUUCCUCCCAAGGUGGAAGCUAUUUCUGACGGAGAUGACGAAAGAUGUCGAACAAAAUAGAACGCUCAACGAGGGGAAGGUGAGGGACAAGAUAUUCAAAAUGGUUGAACUGCCGUUCUGCACCAGCAACAAACGAUAUCCGAUACGUCCUGAUGGGGAUGCACUAUUGGUUGCACGGGAGCUGUUUGAAGCGUGGAGUGAUCGAGCUCAACGAUUCAAGGAGCUACCGCUGAAACCAACUAAGAUGGCGAAGAAGUUGAAAAGGCAUAAGCAUGUGGUUUAAUCUUCAUAAAAUGAAUAAAAUAUGUUUGAAAUAAAUACUUACUUGAUUCAUAACCAUGGCA
Messenger RNA from Aedes aegypti (yellow fever mosquito), 2462 nucleotides. It is a transcript of the gene Naglu, whose product is annotated as alpha-N-acetylglucosaminidase. The transcript is spliced from 4 exons. The record is from RefSeq and is a predicted model, not a curated record. NCBI's taxonomy places the organism in Eukaryota, Metazoa, Arthropoda, Insecta, Diptera, Culicidae. Bases 110 to 2401 code for a protein of 763 amino acids.